AAACCCAAACCCUCGCGAUCUCUCUCUCUCUCUCGAUCGAUCCCUCGAAAACCUCGAAACCUAGAUCGAUCGAAGCAUGCAAGACCAAUCGGAGAUUCGAAACCUUCCCAUUGAUAUCGCCUUCGCUCGCCUCGGAGAAUGGCUGGUGGAUCGGAAGAGGAUACCAUUGGAUUGGAGGAAGCGUCUUAAUGCAGUGCGAUCAAGGAUCUCCCGUGCUCUGCCGUCGCUGCCUCGUGGCCUGGAUUCGUCCUUCCAAACUCUCGAUCCUGAAGCCAUUGAUUACCUGCAAGCAAAGCACAUAUACAAUACGCUUUUGAAUUCAACUACUGAAAAAUCGGAACAUAUUUAAAAAUUAUCAGGCUCUGCUGGGGAGUGGGAGAGUAUUGUGAAAUCAUUUGAGAAAGACUAUAUUUUCCUGGGAGAGGCUGCUCAGAUUAUGGUUCAAAAUGUUAAUUAUGAGAUUCCUUAUCAGAAGAAACAAGUGCAGAAGAUUCAGCAACAACUGACAGAAUUAGAAAGAAAGGAAGCUGACAUAAAAAGAAAUGCUGCUUUAUCUGCUACUAAAUAUGUUGAAGCUUGUCAGGAGCUUGGGUUGCAGGGGAUAAAUGUGAGGGCAGAACUCCUGGAGACAGCGAAAUCUCUUCCUUCAACAUUUCACAAGAUUUUGGAAUCACUUAAUAACGAAACUGUGUUAAGAGCAAUUGAAUAUUAUGCAAACUUUGUUAGAGAUGCUCAUACAGAGAAAGAGAGCACUCCUACAGCUGUACUUCAAAAUUUGAGGCACCUUCACGAACAUCCUCCUUGCCUAAAUGUUACAGUUUCUCUUGAGGUUGAAAAUUCUUUAAAACAGCCGUCGGUGCUGGAAUCAUCUCAUCCAUUCACCGGGGAGCAGCCACUGAAUCCUGAUAUAACCAUUGACGGCAUUGACUGGAACGUUACUCUAGAUGAUAACCAGAUUGACUGGGAUAUUGGUGAUGUGGGGAACCCUGAGGAAUCUGGCGAUGGCUUUGGUUCUUAUGAAAUAAUUGAUUCCAAUGUAGACUUAAAAGAUUCUGAGAAUGGGAAUGGUAUAGCGGUAGAUCAGGCAUCCUUAGUGAAUGUAGAGGAGGGCAUUACAUCUGGAACUUCAGAGUCAGAGAUAUGCUGGGACAUUAGCAUUGAUAAUACUCAGGUGGCUUCAGCAGAGGAUGUUGCUUUGCCAGAUGCAAGCUUGGAAACUCAACCAUUAGUUUCCAUUGAGCAAUCAAAUACACAACAUUUGGGGGAAGAAAGAAGUCAGCUAUUGGAGACUGAGUAUAGGAAUAAAAUACUUGAUGACUUAUUUGAGAUUAAAGCAUUUUUAAAUCAGCGUCUAAUGGAGAUGAGGAGUGAAGAUACUUCUUCUUUACAACAUCAAGUUCAGGCAGUAGCUCCCUUUGUUCUGCAACAAUACACAGCUGAUGCAGUUCAAUCAAUGUUAUCAGUGAUAUCCUCUGCCAUCUCAAUGCUCACAAACCAGAAGACAAGGGACUUGAUAAUGAUUUUGAACUCUAAAAGGUUUCUAGACAGAUUGGUGUCAACAUUGGAGCAGAAAAAGAACCAUGAAUUGAAAUUGAGACACAGUUUGAAUGAUUUGUCAGUUAGACGCAUGGAACUGCAUAACGCAUUAUCAUCGUCUUGGCCCAAGCAAGAAGUGGCGAUUUCAAAAACUAGGGAAUUGAAGAAACUGUGUGAGUCAACACUAUCAUCUAUGUUUGAUGGAAGACCGGUGAACAUAAUUGGAGAAAUAAAUACCUUGUUAAGCUCUAGCGUAAGUGCAUGAGGUUAGCCGGAAACAACACUGAUUUAUAGAGUAUUCUCAAAUUUUGAUAAUUGCAUAUGGUAUAACGUUAUUACUUCGUGUGAUAUAUCUAUAUUUGUUUUUCGAAACAUUUCCAGAUCAUGCAUUACCAAAUUUGGAUAGUACUUUUAAGCUGACAGUGUGACAGAGUAAAUAGAAAAGUCUCACUUUGGUUGUUUGAAAUUACAUAAACUAUACCCUUAAUUUGCAAUAUGAUGGAUUUGCUUCAU
Molecule: messenger RNA, 2049 nt
Organism: Dioscorea cayenensis subsp. rotundata (Guinea yam)
Lineage: Eukaryota; Viridiplantae; Streptophyta; Magnoliopsida; Dioscoreales; Dioscoreaceae
Product: CDK5RAP3-like protein
Biological process (GO): regulation of mitotic cell cycle; regulation of cyclin-dependent protein serine/threonine kinase activity
Cellular component (GO): endomembrane system
Source: RefSeq, a predicted model, not a curated record